ACAGACACUCGCGUAUGUAUCAAAUACCUACCUACAGCGCGCCAUCUCAACCCAGCCAACAGCCAACUAACCCAUCACCACUAUCAAUCAACUACCGAGUACCUACCACCUCCAACACCAACCCAACCACACCGCCCUCGUCAUCCCCUGCACGCGCAGAAGAAAACCAGCCCAUACCCAUACCCACCCGCGCCCAUCCAUCCUCGUGAUAAACCCAGCAAGACCAAGUCGCACCCCCACCCCAAAAGAACCUGUUUCUACCCCCCAAGCCCCUAACCCCAGCCUGCGAGCUGCGACGCGCGCCUUGUUUUUCGCCCUCGCGUUGCCCAGACUACCUACGAGCCGGAAGCGAGGGAAGCGAGGGCACGGCGUCCCGUCCGCGACUCGUGCCGCGCGCUGUGCCUUGUCUUGUGCUGCCAGCUGCAAUUCUUCACCCAAGCUUUGGCUUUGGCUGUCUCCACCCUCUGCUCUGCUCUGCUCUGACAUCUAUUGUACGGUCA
Messenger RNA from Aplosporella prunicola CBS 121167, 500 nucleotides. RefSeq lists its product as uncharacterized. The transcript has a single exon. Bases 15 to 209 code for a protein of 64 amino acids. Lineage: Eukaryota; Fungi; Ascomycota; Dothideomycetes; Botryosphaeriales; Aplosporellaceae. The record is from RefSeq and is a predicted model, not a curated record.